Molecule: messenger RNA, 2173 nt
Organism: Cuscuta europaea
Lineage: Eukaryota; Viridiplantae; Streptophyta; Magnoliopsida; Solanales; Convolvulaceae
Source: the annotation of a GenBank genome assembly
GUGGGAGCCAAUCGGAAAAAGAAUACGGAGCAUGAGAGCAUAAAAUAGCCACUUUCGAUAUGCCGUUUAAAAAAGGCUCUAAAAUAGUACAUCCAUCUAUCCAUCUCCCCAAUACGCCACCUUCUUCGUCCUUCUCUAUUUUUUUCCCCUCUGUGGUGCAUAAUAAUAAUAAUAAUAAUAAUAAUAAUCUGCAAAAAAGUGCAGAAAACCCCUUCCCCGAAACGAAUCUUCCUUACCCAUUUCCCAGUGCAGAAACCAAUCUUGAAACCGAGUUUUCUUAAAGCUCUAAUCUUGAAACUGAGAUUCUCUUAAAGCUCUCAUCUUUACCUUACAAUGGUUCACUACCAGAGAAAUUUAAAGAAAGGGGUUUGUUAUGGUGAGCUUGAAGAUGAAGAAUCACCUCAUCGUCUUGGUUUGGUGUGUGCAAAAAUAAGUUAUUAUUAUAACAUGAAGAGAGCAAAGCCGAAGUUUCUGUAUCUCAUCUUUCUUUCUCUCAUUUCUUGCUGCUUUAUUGUAGCUCCCCAGAUCCUGAGUAAUUCCGUCUCCCUCUUUCCUUCUCUCUUCCUUUCUUCCUCUUCUUCUUCUUCUUCUUCCCUUUUUCUUGUCUUCUGAUUUUAAAUCCCUGUCGUUGUAGACUCGUUUGGAUUUGAGGGUGAAGUGCUUGCUCAUGGAACCGAUUCCAACGCUCCCUUGUGUUCUUCUGUCUCCAAUGGGACAAUGUGCUGUGAUAGAAGUAGCUUCAGGUCAGAUGUAUGUGUUAUGAAAGGGGACAUAAGAACAGAUUUUUCUUCAUCAAGGAUUACCCUUUACACAACCAAGGGUAUCAAUGAGGCGAUUUCUCAUGAAAAGAUCAAACCUUACACAAGAAAAUGGGAAACAAGUGUGAUGGACACCAUUGAUGAACUAGACCUUGUUAUCAAGAAUCAUAAACAUCACCAUCGUCACAGGAGGUGUGAUGUUCAUCACACUGUGCCUGCAGUUUUCUUUUCCACGGGAGGGUAUACUGGUAAUCUUUACCAUGAAUUCAAUGAUGGAAUACUUCCACUCUUCAUCACUUCUCAACAUUUCAACAAGAGAGUCGUCUUCGUUAUCCUCGAGUAUCAUAACUGGUGGAUCACCAAGUAUGGCAACAUUCUCUCGCAGCUCUCGGACUAUCCAGCCCUCGAUUUUCGAGGAGAUAACCAAACACAUUGCUUUCCGGAAGUCAUCGUUGGUUUAAGAAUCCAUGAUGAGCUAUCCAUUGAUUCUUCAUUGAUGGAUGGUAACAAGAACAUCAUGGAUUUCCGGAAGCUUAUAGACCGAGCGUACUGGCCUCGGAUACAGGGUCUAAUGAUGGACGAGGAACGUGAAGCUAGAAGUAAAAUGGGCAAUCCUGCAUUUUCGCCCUUGCCAAAUGUCUUCUACGGGAUGGCACCGAAGUUGGUGAUAGUAUCUAGAAACGGGUCAAGAACACUAAUGAAUGAGGAGUUGUUGAUUAAAAUGGGUGAAGAAAUCGGGUUUCGGGUCGAAGUCUUGAGACCAGCUAAGACGACUGAGCUUGCAAAAGUCUAUAGGCUUCUUAACUCAAGUGAUGUUAUGGUUGGAGUACAUGGGGCUGCAAUGACUCAUUUGCUCUUCUUGAAGCCUAAAUCUGUCUUUAUACAAAUAAUUCCUUUGGGAACAGAUUGGGCAGCAGAGACUUACUAUGGGGAACCAGCAAAGAAAAUGGGGUUAAAGUACAUUGGGUACAAAAUCCUUCCUAAAGAGAGUUCCUUAUAUGAUGAAUAUGACGAGAAUGACCCUGUACUCAAGGACCCUGAUAGUGUGAACAGUAAGGGUUGGGAAAUAACUAAAAAGAUAUACCUUGAUCACCAAAAUGUGAGGUUACACCUUGGGAGAUUUCGAAAGAGACUUCUUUAUGGCUAUUAUCAUUCCAUUGCCAUGAGGAAAGGAGGGCCAUUUGGUCUUCAUCAAAGCCAAUAAUUCAUGUGAUCUGAAAAGUGCUAGUCAGACCUGUCCUUGAAGAAUAUGUAUAUGGCCCAUGAAAGGUGUAAAACACUUGAAACCUGUGUUGUAGAGAUCAGAUGAAAUGCUCUUCUAUUUUUUUAUUUUGUUAUAAUGUUAUGGUUGGGGUAAAAGUGGUAAACGUUAAAAAUACUAAUGGACCAAAAAGUAUGUGCAACAGUUAAUAGCC